CUUUUUCAGGUUAAUACUUGCACUGACUUUACUACAUGUGAGACUGCAACGAACGUGAGUAUCUGUUUGGUGCUUGCGCACGAAGCAACACUUACACUACUUCGACUUCGUACAAAAGCAAAACUGCUAAAUAAAGUUAAAACCCUCCAUCUUCAACUUCCUCAACAGCAUAAGACUAUAGUAAGUUGCAGCACCGUCAUCAUCUCUACCAGUACAACUGCAACAAUAUUAGCAGAGGCUGUGGCUGUGGUACAAGACCAACAACAACAACAGCAAGGAGCUACGUCUUCUACUACAAACGGGGACCGUCUUCAGAAAGGAGAAGGACUAGAACAAUAUAGCUGCAAAGGAGGGCAAAUAAGGAGCAACUU
Messenger RNA from Amoebophrya sp. A25, 371 nucleotides. The record is from the annotation of a GenBank genome assembly. Lineage: Eukaryota; Dinophyceae; Syndiniales; Amoebophryaceae.